CCGCGGACACUUGGAGGCGCCCACUAGCGUUUAUGUGACAAUUGAUGGAGCGAUUUGGGGAAGAUGGACUUUGAUAAACCCUAAACCACGACCACACAAUUAGUCUGAUGAAUAGUGUUUUCUAAGCUCCUUGUAUGCCUGAUCCCCAUCUUCCGUUGCAGACUCCUUGCAAUCCAAAAGGGACAAUGGCAGCGGUAACGAGUCCGGAAACGACACCUCAGCCCCGGGUCUAUUUUCAAACACCUCCCGGUACCGAAGAAGAAGUGCCACAGAAGCAAGGACGAGUGACCGUAAAAUAUGACAGAAAAGAAUUGAGAAGGCGGCUGAAUUUGGAGGAGUGGAUAGUUAGCCAGUUAAUGAAUCUGUACGACUGCGAGGAAGAUGAGGUGCCUGAGCUGGAAAUAGAUGUGGAUGAGCUUCUGGAUCUGUCCAGCGAUGUCGAGAGAGCCAUUCGAGUGAAGAUGCUGCUGGUCGACUGUUAUAAGCCUAAUGAUGACUUUGUGGCGGCGCUGCUGGAGAAGGUCAGUGGGAUGCAGAAACUGAGCACCCCUCAGAAGAAAGGGGAGCUGACACCAUGAGGUCAUGUCAGCUCCUCCCCCCACCACAAAAACAACCUGUCACUCCAAACCCAGAGGAGAGAUGCAGGCAUGCAGACCCAACCACUAAACCACAGCGUCUGUCAAACGGAGAUCAAUGAUACGAGCCCAGCCAAGACAACCUCAGCUGCAGGUUGACCAACUGUUUUUACUUCGUCUUAGUACUGUUUCAGCAUAUCUUACAUGUAGAGAGUGUGGUAGUGUCCCAUUAGCUUAAAACCCCCGUGGUGAUUUAGGGAAAGGAGUCGAAUGGUUGAUGUUACGGUUACACUGCUCACUAUUACACUUUUUUUUCAGCCUCGUGACUUGGCUUGAUGUGUCUGUCUGUGAUCAUAUAGGAAGUUAGAACAAAGAAUUUCUUUUUACCCCCUUUUUUGACGGUCUCUCGCAAGGGGUGAAACGAUUUUUUGCAGGCCAGAAAAUAUUAGUUUUAGAUAGAGGUUUUCAGAUUUUAGGGUGUGUUGAUGUAAGUUGGGAAGAGGGAGGGGGAUGAGAAUUGUUAACUUGUGUUUUUUGUAAGCCAUUUUUAAUCUACCAUUUCUAGGGAAAAAAAACACAACAGGUCUGUGCUUAGUACUACUGUUUUUAAAAAUCAUUAAACUAAAGGGAAAAUUAAACUAGUUUGAAGUUCUUUCAGGAUGAAGAGUAGCAAUACUGAUUGAGUGAAUUUGCCAAUUUGUUACAUCGGAUAUUUUUUCUAACUUUACAAAAAAGAAGUGUAUGCCAAAUUGUGAUGAAGGCUAUGAAUGAAGAUGCUUUGGUGGUGUAGGCCAAGGUCAGUACUAAAUCAAGCUCAAAGCCUGCAUAUCUUUUGUAAAUAAAACUUUUAUUCAGUUUCAAGUGAACAUGAUUUAAGAAACUGUUUAGAACUUGUUGGAAUGGCAAAAACUGUACUGUGUGCACUCUCACAACCAAAUACAUGUAGUAAGGCUCUCAAAUAAAGAAUGGUGCUACAUGUCGACUUCAUUCUUUUUCUAGAAA
This is a messenger RNA of Pimephales promelas (fathead minnow), 1577 nucleotides long. RefSeq names its product protein phosphatase 1, regulatory (inhibitor) subunit 14Ba (gene ppp1r14ba). Lineage: Eukaryota; Metazoa; Chordata; Actinopteri; Cypriniformes; Leuciscidae. Gene Ontology annotation, cellular component: cytoplasm. Gene Ontology annotation, biological process: innate immune response; regulation of phosphorylation. The record is from RefSeq and is a predicted model, not a curated record. Gene Ontology annotation, molecular function: protein serine/threonine phosphatase inhibitor activity.